AUGGCGGCUUGUUAUGCUUGGUUUCUAGUGCUUGGGUCCGUUUUCCUUUGCAAUCUCAUGAAAACACUGUUGCCGAGUAUUUCCUCUUUCCUCUCCAGGAUGGUGCAAAAAGAUGCCGAACAGGAAAACGAGAUGAGAACUGAAAUCCAGGCGAUGAAGAAAGAGCAGUCUUCAAUAAGUAUGAUGGAUGAAUUCGCCAGAUAUGCCCGGUUAGAGCGCAAGAUAAACAAGAUGACGGACAAGCUCAAAACAAACGUGAAAUCAAGGUCUGCACAACAAGCCAAAAUGAAAUGGAUUGUCAACAUCGUCUUUUACAUCCUGCAGGCUGUUCUCAUGAUAUCUUUAAUUUGGAAGUAUUACUCUGAUCCAGUCACAGUGGUUCCCAGUAAAUGGAUUGCACCUGUCGAACGUCUUGUUGCUUUCCCAACUGGAGUCGCAGGUGGCGUGGGAAUUACAUGCUGGUUGGUGGUUUGCAACAAGGUAGUGACACUGGGUCUUCAUGCCUUCAGCUAG
This is a messenger RNA of Nerophis lumbriciformis (worm pipefish), 513 nucleotides long. The record is from RefSeq and is a predicted model, not a curated record. NCBI's taxonomy places the organism in Eukaryota, Metazoa, Chordata, Actinopteri, Syngnathiformes, Syngnathidae.